AUGUGCAGGUUUCCGAGCGUUCGCCGCAUCAUGAACACCUUCAGUGUGAUGCCUUCCCCAAAAGUGUCUGACACCGUUGUUGAGCCCUACAACGCUACGCUGUCGGUCCAUCAGCUGGUAGAAAACACAGAUGAGACCUAUUGUAUUGAUAACGAGGCGCUCUAUGAUAUCUGUUUCCGUACUCUUAAACUCACCACCCCAACAUACGGUGACCUCAACCAUUUAGUCUCUGCCACCAUGAGUGGCGUCACCACUUGCCUCAGGUUCCCAGGGCAGCUCAACGCUGACCUGCACAAGCUGGCUGUAAAUAUGGUGCCAUUCCCUCGUCUGCACUUCUUCAUGCCGGGCUUUGCUCCCCUCACAAGUCGGUGUAACCAGCAGUACAGAUCGCUGACUGUGCCAGAGCUCACCCAGCAGAUGUUUGACGCCAAAAACAUGAUGGCAGCCUGUGACCCGCGUCAUGGUCGCUACCUGACGGUGGCCGCCAUCUUCCGCGGCCGCAUGUCUAUGAAGGAGGUAGAUGAGCAGAUGCUUAACGUGCAGAACAAGAACAGCAGUUACUUUGUUGAGUGGAUCCCCAACAAUGUCAAGACCGCUGUCUGUGACAUUCCCCCCAGAGGCCUUAAGAUGGCUGCCACCUUCAUUGGCAACAGCACAGCCAUUCAAGAGCUGUUCAAGCGCAUCUCUGAGCAGUUCACGGCCAUGUUCAGGCGCAAAGCUUUCCUCCACUGGUACACCGGGGAGGGGAUGGAUGAGAUGGAGUUUACUGAGGCUGAGAGCAACAUGAAUGACCUGGUGUCAGAAUACCAGCAGUACCAGGAUGCUACUGCUGAAGAAGAGGGAGAGUUUGAGGAGGGGGAGGAGGAGGAUUUGGCCUAA
Molecule: messenger RNA, 879 nt
Organism: Cololabis saira (Pacific saury)
Lineage: Eukaryota; Metazoa; Chordata; Actinopteri; Beloniformes; Belonidae
Product: tubulin beta chain-like
Exons: 2
Coding region: 1-879 (292 amino acids)
Biological process (GO): microtubule cytoskeleton organization; mitotic cell cycle
Cellular component (GO): microtubule; cytoplasm
Molecular function (GO): GTP binding; structural constituent of cytoskeleton; GTPase activity
Source: RefSeq, a predicted model, not a curated record